Staurois parvus is the source of this 423-nucleotide messenger RNA. Lineage: Eukaryota; Metazoa; Chordata; Amphibia; Anura; Ranidae. The record is from the annotation of a GenBank genome assembly.
UUAGUGAUUUUAGUGAAUGUCACUUUUUGUCAUUUUCAAAUUUCCCACCGUUCCGUCCCCCAUACGUCCCUACGCUCGCAGGGGAUGGAACCACAGAUGACAGAUGCCGGCAUCCGCCAGAUUACAUUGCCAGGGACACUGCAGGAGGGACAUCGCGGGAGCGCAGGACAAGGUAAGUCGUGGAGCAGCGCCGCAUGGUAAGCCCGAGUGUAGCUCGGGGUUACUGCUUGUGGUACUGAAACUUUACCCCGAGCUACACUCGGGAAUACCUCCAGGGAGGUAGAUGCAUUAAGUUAAAGGAGUUGAUUUAUUAAAAUGGAGAGUGCAAAAUCUGGUGCCCUGCAUAGAAACCAAUCAGCUUCCAGUUUUGUUUUGGCAAAGCCUACCUGAACAAGCUGAAGUUAGAAGCUGAUUGGCUACCAU